This is a messenger RNA of Dendroctonus ponderosae (mountain pine beetle), 2425 nucleotides long. It is a transcript of the gene Teh1, whose product is annotated as protein tipE. Gene Ontology annotation, biological process: regulation of sodium ion transport. Gene Ontology annotation, molecular function: sodium channel regulator activity. The transcript is spliced from 4 exons. Lineage: Eukaryota; Metazoa; Arthropoda; Insecta; Coleoptera; Curculionidae. The coding region runs from base 1254 to 2030 and encodes 258 amino acids. The record is from RefSeq and is a predicted model, not a curated record.
GCGUUUUUAGUCUUGCGGUAACUUUUAGUUUAAAUCCCUCUAUUGCUUAUAACGCAAAAUCAAGAAUUUUAGAUAAAAAAGAUCAAUUGAGUUUAUGAGACCACGAAUUCACAUUCCCUACCUUUUUGUGGCAGUCUUUGCAACUUUUGAAAUUUAUCAUUUGUUUUUGAUAUAAAUGAUCUUUUACUUCGCAGAAACAGCAGGUUAGUCUAAACGUAGGCCACUCGUUCUUUCGAAAUGUUAAGAAAAACAUGAAGUCCCCGACGGCUUAGAAACCCGAAAAUCACGAGUUUGUGGUAAUUUGUACUCUUUAGUGAGUUUAGUGAGCUUCUUUAUAGGAAUUAAUAAAACCAAUGUAAAUUUAAGCGCAUUCGCUUUUAUAGUAAAUCAUCAUAGUUGAACAUUCGCCAUGACAGACGGUUAAUUUAUUGAAUUUUCUAAAUUGCUACUUUAUACUUUUUUAGAUGAUAUUUAGGCACUAUAUAUAUAAUGAUUGUUGGCUCUUAAAGCCAUAUAAUGAUUAGGAAAUUUUUUAUUGAUUCCCGAUAAAAAGGCGAGUGAAUGAGUGAUGUAGAAAGACACAAAAAUGUUUCAAAAUUCACUUUUGUGUUUCAUUUAUCGUUUCCGGGUAACGUAAUCCCAAAUGUAGAGUUCCACGAGAUUCGGUAUUUCCAAUGAACCUCAAUUUUUGGGCAAAAAAUCCAAGCAAAAAGGUUCUUCAGUAUGUAGCCGGUAGCCGCUUCAACCUUGUAGAUUUAAAAAAGUUUCUAAUUUGCCGCUUUUCCUAAGACUUUUAUCUUCAAAGUAAAUUACUUGGAUAUUUUCUAAAUUUUAUGAUAUUUGGCUCUAUUGCUUGUGGAAACUUUCUGCACUUAUAUCGAAUAAUUCUUUGCGCUAGCGCAUUUCGCCUGCUGCCAAAGUUGUCCUCAUUUCCUUUAUAAUUCGCAAACUGGUAGCAAAGUAGCACAACUUUUAUGUUUUUUAACCCCAAGCAAGUUAAACCCGGUGAAAAAUCGGAAAACUAAUUGCGCUUCCAUUCCAUUUGAUUCUGUGUGACUCCAUUUAUACAGGAGCGAUUUUAACACUAAUCUGCAAGUGCAGUGUUGUGUUUGGCAACGCCGUAACCCACCCUUUUCAGGGAUUCUUGGCGCAUUGACGAGGGUGGCCUCAUUGAGCUUCCACAAUGAGGAAACCGGGUCAAAAAGUGUGAAGCGCUGAUUUUCGUGUGCCACCAAAUGUCUUAGCUCAGAACAAUGAGGAGCUCCAGCUCUGAACUGCUCCUAGACCAACAAGAGGAGCUCAGAAAACGCAAGAUAAAGGAGCUGGCCCUGGCAAAGAAAGCUCAGUCACGGCAGCCGGGCACAAGAAGCUGUCGUGAACAAGCUUUAUUCUAUGCCACAAGCCUACUAGCGGUGCUGGCCAUGGCUGCGGGUUCUUCACUACUCUUUCUCGUACCACUCUACGUAGAUCCAGCCAUCUCUACACUGGCUAGUGAUUUCGUAACGGAACCUGUUACAUGCGUCACCACUAGGGUUGAUCAGCUUGCUGGUCUUGCUAACUGUUCGUGGAGUUCGUGCAGAGAAGGAUGCACGAGUGAUGCUUAUCACUGUACGCAUAUUUAUGUUGCUUACAAUGGAACAGUACCAGGUCUGAACAACACGGAAGAUGCAGUAUUGCUGGUAAAUAUAAAAGGCUGUGGAUAUCCGCCAAAAAUUAGAUGCGCCAAUUUUACUGAUACCUUCGGAGAGGAAGGAAUUGCGUUCCCUUGUUACCCUUCAAAGGAAAAUGGUACCGUGGUUCUGACCCACUACGUCAAAGACGAACAGAUCGCGAUAAUUAUCCAUUAUUUUGCUGUUCCGUUUGUGGUCACAUUGGCUACAUCUGUGGCAUUGUGUGUUAUGCAUUGUGACUGCACUUGUACCCCAGCUCGUCGUCGUACUAUCAGAUCCCGUAGGCCCGCAAGAAUGCAAUUAAGGCCUGAUUAUAGCGACGGGUCCCUAAGCAUCGGGCUGCAGCCUGCAUUUUCCUAAGUUGAAGAUAGCAUGUCUACUGGUUGCUGCAGUUUAACUGGACCUUGUAGCAUACAAAUUCUUGGAAUCCUAUCACUCCCUAUAAACCCCCACCGUUGUUAGGGUAGGUAGCGGUAAUAUACAUAUUUGUAACCUGAUAUUAAUUGAUAAAUUAAUAUAUUUUUCAAAAGUAGUGUAAAUAAAUUGUUUUGGCAUGGCUUGCUAUAUAGACGCUAUGGUCAAGUCUGGCAGCAUUUUAAAGAAUUUGAUUGCAAUGCUUAACGGAUAAUUCAUAUCAGCUGUAAGUAGCAGUGAAAUCCUUACACUGGAUAGUGAUUCUAUAUAGUUGGCCACUCUGUACUUUAUCAGACUAUGAAGGCUUUCACGGCCGGUUAAAUCACAUUUCGGAAUGUUUU